AUGGAAGAGGAGACACAGCCAGUAGCCAAAGAUGAGGUUUCCUCAUUGCUUCUAAUAACUUUUUCCUCUUACCAAUUUACAGGCAACUUCCCUAUUGGUGAGAUAUGCGAAUACAAGAUCAACAAAGAUGACCGAAGUGCCAUUAACCGCAUGAACUCAGAUGAGAAGAAGGCCCUUGAGACCUCCUUUGAAGAGAUGUACCGUGAGAUCCGCAUUGGUGCCGAAGUCCAUCGCACGACUCGCAAGUACUUCAAGGAAAAUGUGAAGCCGGGAAUGUCCAUGAUAGAGAUCUGCCACAUGAUUGAGGAGACCAACCGGAAACUCAUCAAAGAGAAUGGGCUGAAGGCUGGCUUGGCCUUCCCUACUGGCUGCUCCAUCAACCACUGUGCGGCUCACUACACCCCCAACUCAGGCGACAAGACAGUCCUCAACUAUGAUGACGUGUGCAAGAUAGAUUAUGGAAUCCAUAUCAAUGGUCGUGUGAUUGACUGUGCUUUCACGCUAACCUUCAACGAUAGAUACAACAACCUUGUGGAGGCUGUGCGUGCAGCAACCAACACUGGCAUCAGGGAAGCUGGCAUUGACGCUAGGCUCUGUGACAUUGGUGCUGCCAUUCAGGAGACGAUGGAGAGCUAUGAGAUUGAGCUGAAUGGCAAGACAUAUCCAAUCAAAUGCAUUCGCAAUCUCAAUGGCCAUUCGAUAGCACCUUACAGGAUCCAUGCUGGAAAGACGGUCCCAAUUGUCAAAGGAGGAGAAGCAGAAAUCAUGGAGGAGAACGAAGUGUAUGCGAUUGAAACCUUUGGUUCCACUGGUCGUGGUUUAGUGCAUGAUGACAUGGAAACCUCACAUUACAUGAAGAACUACGAUGUGGACGUUCCUCUCAGGCUGGCCAAGUCCAAACACCUGCUUAAUGUAAUUAAUCAGAAUUUCGGCACUUUGGCCUUCUGCCGCCGUUGGCUGGAUCGCCUUGGAGAAAGCAAGUACCUGAUGGCUCUCAAGGAUCUCUGUGAGAAGGGGAUUAUUGACCCAUACCCUCCACUCUGUGAUGUGAAGGGCUGUUACACAGCUCAGUUUGAGCACACGAUAGUCCUUGGGCCCCCUGCAAAGGGGGUUGUAACUCGUGGAGAUGUUUUACUAACUCUCAUCUGA
This is a messenger RNA of Penaeus monodon (black tiger shrimp), 1149 nucleotides long. RefSeq names its product methionine aminopeptidase 2-like (gene und). NCBI's taxonomy places the organism in Eukaryota, Metazoa, Arthropoda, Malacostraca, Decapoda, Penaeidae. Gene Ontology annotation, biological process: proteolysis. The record is from RefSeq and is a predicted model, not a curated record. Gene Ontology annotation, molecular function: metalloaminopeptidase activity.